This is a messenger RNA of Struthio camelus australis, 2913 nucleotides long. The record is from RefSeq and is a predicted model, not a curated record. Lineage: Eukaryota; Metazoa; Chordata; Aves; Struthioniformes; Struthionidae.
AGAUGAGUACAGAAGCAGAACAGCAGCUUCUCCAUGAUGCUAGAAAUGGAAACUCUGAAGAAGUUAAACAGCUGUUGGAUACCAGGGACAAAGGAGAAAUAACCUUUAACAUCAACUGUAAAGGCAGAAGUAAAUCUAAUUUGGGUUGGACACCUCUUCACCUUGCAUGCUACUUUGGACAUGCUGUUGUAGUAGAGGAUUUGCUGAAGGCUGGCGCAGAUGUGAACGUGCUGAAUGACAUGGGGGACACUCCGCUCCAUCGUGCAGCUUUCACAGGGCGGAAGGAGGUGGUGAUGUUACUCUUGCAACGUAACGCUGAUACUUCUAUUGUUAAUGGGAGUGGGCAGACUGCAAAAGAAGUUACUCACGAUAAAGAGAUAAGGAAUAUGUUGGAAGCAGUGGAAAGGACACAAGAAAGAAAACUGGAAGAAGAGCUCUUGGGAGCAGCAAGAGAGGGAGAAACUGGGAAACUGACUGCCUUGUUAAACAGGCCAAAACCUCCUGAUAUCAACUGUACAGAUCAGAUGGGAAAUACACCAUUGCAUUGUGCAGCGUACCGUGCCCACAAGCACUGUGCCUUAAAACUUCUGAAAAAUGGAGCAGAUCCCAAAUUAAGAAACAAAAAUGAUCAGACGCCCCUUGAUCUAGCCCAAGGUGCAGAAAUGAAACACAUUCUGGGAGGUAAAACUGGAAAGGUUAUCAACAAACCCCUGAGACGAUAUGAAGGUCUCCUAUGGAAGAGCUCCCGAUUUUUUGGUUGGAAACUGUACUGGGUAGUACUAGAACAUGGAGUCCUUUCCUGGUAUCGGAGACAAUCUGAUGCAGUAAAUAAUGAUCAUCGUCAGGGAUGCAAGCAUCUAACGCAAGCUGUCUGCACGGUAAAAUCUACAGACAGUUGCUUCUUUUCUGUCAGAUGUUUUGAUGACACUGUUCAUCGUUUCAAGAUCCCUAAAAAUAACGCUCCUCCUCAAACGAGAGAGGGUUGGCUGGAAGCGAUAGAAGACCACUCUGCAUAUAGCACUCACUACUGCACACAGGAACAGCUCAGUAGUGAUGAUGAGGAAGAUGAUGCAGUAUCGGUUACAGACCUUCAGGAAACUCUGAAAAAAGCACAAGCAUGUCAACAAAGACUCAACAAAGAGAUUUCAGACUUCCUUGCAAUGGUUAAAUCUUUGGAUGCUACAAAAGGAAUGUCUUCUCCCCUCCUGCAAAAAGUUGAUGUGGUCUCUGAAGUAUCCCAGGAAACUUGUGAGGCCCUGGCUGACUGCCUCAACCUAUUCACAAAGCAGGAAGGGGUGAGGAAUUUGAAACUGGAGCACGAGCAAGAGAAAAACAAGAUCUUGUCAGAAGCAUUAGAGACGCUAGCCACUGAACACCAUGAACUAGAGCAGUCUCUAGUGAAGGGAUCUCCGCCUCUAAGCAUCAUCAGUGAAGAGCAGUUCUAUGAUGCUGUUUCAGAUUCUGAAUCUGAAAAAUCAUUAAGUGGGUUUGAGACAACAACAGCAUACUCAUUAGAGGACAGCAUGGAUUCAAAAGACACGAUAACUUCAAGCAUGUCUGAAGAAAAAGUUUGUGGCAGUGGGGAGUCGCUGUCUAAUGGCAUCAAAAAGCACAGAACAAGCUUGCCAUCCCCAAUGUUUUCCAGAAAUGACUUCAGUAUUUGGAGUAUCUUAAGAAAAUGUAUUGGAAUGGAGCUGUCCAAGAUCACAAUGCCGGUCAUAUUCAAUGAGCCACUGAGCUUUCUGCAGCGACUUACAGAAUAUAUGGAGCAUACGUACCUCAUCCACAAAGCCAGCUCGCUUUCUAGUACGACUGAGCGAAUGCAGUGUGUCGCUGCGUUUGCUGUGUCUGCUGUAGCCUCACAGUGGGAACGUACAGGGAAGCCAUUCAACCCACUGCUUGGAGAGACGUAUGAAUUAAUCAGAGAUGAUCUUGGAUUUAGACUUCUCUCGGAACAAGUUAGCCAUCAUCCUCCAAUCAGUGCUUUCUAUGCUGAAGGUUUAAAUAAUGAUUUUGUGUUUCAUGGAUCAAUCUAUCCUAAACUCAAAUUCUGGGGCAAGAGUGUGGAAGCAGAACCAAAAGGCACGAUGACUUUGGAGCUUCUGGAACACAAUGAAGCCUACACAUGGACAAAUCCUACUUGCUGUGUGCAUAACAUUAUUGUAGGCAAACUUUGGAUUGAGCAGUAUGGAAAUGUGGAAAUAACUAACCACAAAACUGGUGAGAAAUGUGUUUUAAGCUUCAAGCCCUGUGGCCUCUUUGGGAAGGAGUUGCACAAAGUUGAAGGCUACAUUCAAGACAAAAGCAAGAAGAAACUCUGUGCGCUGUAUGGGAAGUGGACUGAGUGCUUAUACAGUGUUGACACAGCUACAUUCGAGGCUUACAAAAAAAAUGACAAGAAAAACGCGGAAGAGAAGAAAAGCAGUAAACAGGUGGGCAAUACUGAGGAACCAGAUGAGAUGCCGUUGCCAGAUUCUGAGAGCGUGUAUGUUAUUCCUGGAAGUAUUUUGCUCUGGAGGAUAACGCCAAGACCUCCAAAUUCAGCUCAGAUGUACAAUUUUACUAGCUUUGCUAUGGCUUUGAAUGAGUUAGACAAAGAAAUGGAGAGUAUCAUUCCCAAAACUGACUGCCGGCUACGACCAGAUAUCAGAGCCAUGGAGAAUGGUGAAAUAGAUCUAGCUAGUGAAGAAAAGAAGAGGCUAGAAGAAAAACAGAGAACUGCUCGCAAAAAUCGUUCCAAGUCAGAGGAAGACUGGAAGACGAGAUGGUUCCAUCAAGGCCCCAAUCCCUACACUGGUACACAGGACUGGCUUUAUUCUGGCAACUACUGGGACAGAAACUACUUUAACUUGCCUGAUAUUUAUUAAAAUGCAAUAAGGAGCCUGUGGCUGAUAAACAUAAGUCUUAAUCUGU